AUGGACAAACUUACCAGCCAAAUCAAAGAGCUCGAGUUGGAAAACCCUCAACUACGAGUCCAGCUGAAACGUGCCAAGGAACGUAACCACGUCUUGGAGGAUAAGGGUAAGCAAGUUUGUGAAAAAUUUGAAGAUUGCAAGAAAAGGCUCCGAUUAGCCGAGGGACAAAGAGUUUGGGUUGGUGGAGCUUUACAAGGAGCUAAUUCUGAGCUAGACUUCCAUAACGAAGAGUUGGAUCGAGCGUCCCGAAUCAUCAAGGACCUUGAAAAUACUAUCAAGAGGUCUAAUGCCAUGAAGAAAGAAGCGAGGGAAGAUUACGAGGCCCAUAUUCUCGAACUAAGGACCACUCUAAAAGAGUAUAAGGACUUUCUAGCCAAGGAGCAACUAGAGAAAGAAAAGAUUCACCGAAGCUUCAUACGUGAGCAACAUUGGGAGGAGCGUUGCCAUGGAUUUGAAGCUUCCAUUGCUCAAAGGGACGAAAUCAUCCAUAAUCUCCAAGCCCUUUAUGAAGAAUGGAGGGACAAGUACACCAACAUGACGGUAUUAACUAACUAUGCCCUUCAAGACUUUCCCGACAAGUUGAAGGAGGCGGAUCUGAUCAUGUGCCCAGAUAAUACCCCCGAAGAGGUCUACCACUUCGUCAAGUUCUGCAAAAGAACAAUGGCCGAACUCAUCACCGACAUUGAGGCUCUCCGCAAGUCUCAAGGGGUCACUUUUAGGGUGGAUAUCUAG
Molecule: messenger RNA, 732 nt
Organism: Lathyrus oleraceus (garden pea)
Lineage: Eukaryota; Viridiplantae; Streptophyta; Magnoliopsida; Fabales; Fabaceae
Exons: 2
Coding region: 1-732 (243 amino acids)
Source: RefSeq, a predicted model, not a curated record